This is a messenger RNA of Theileria orientalis strain Shintoku, 642 nucleotides long. RefSeq lists its product as uncharacterized. Gene Ontology annotation, biological process: negative regulation of transcription by RNA polymerase III. The transcript has 4 exons. Lineage: Eukaryota; Apicomplexa; Aconoidasida; Piroplasmida; Theileriidae. Gene Ontology annotation, cellular component: nucleus. Gene Ontology annotation, molecular function: RNA polymerase III core binding. Bases 1 to 642 code for a protein of 213 amino acids. The record is from RefSeq and is a predicted model, not a curated record.
AUGAUAUUUUUGGAGCACACUGGGCUUAGUAAAAUAGCGUCUAUAUUACACAGCUUAGGAGGUCCGGAUCGUUAUUUUGACGCAAAACUUGAAUUGGCAUCAUAUUCAAAAUCAGAUAACAUUUUCAAUGAUGAUAAUAAUGAAAACUCAUCAAACCAUCAUGAUCACAACGUAACAUCCUACUUUAAGGCCAUUCUUAAUAAGUGCUUUCAGGACUACGAUUUUAGUAACGUAAAUGAUUCGUACUUUAAGGAAGUUAAAAAUUUGGACAACGUUGUGAACAAUAUAUAUUACAAUGUGUCGAUCAUAGUUGGACGAAUAUUCCCAGAUUUUGUAGAUCAAUUUUGGUACACGAUAAAGCAAGUUGUCCAUAUACGAGAUGUGGAUAUAUACACGUUCGACAGCGGCGGAGAGGACGACCCGUUUAACUCUGAGACUUGCAUAAACUCAUUUAACUACUUUCUGGUUGACAAGAAGCAGCAACACAUUCUUUUUGUAUCUUGCAUUACAAGGACGCGCACAGACACACAAGAUAAGAGCGAAUACACACCUUCAUUCCAAAUGUCCAUGUAUGUAGACUCUACGAACAACAAACUUGACGGUGAUUGCCUUUCUGAUACUGAAGUCCCAGAAAUAUUAUGA